Messenger RNA from Chara braunii, 3415 nucleotides. The record is from the annotation of a GenBank genome assembly. NCBI's taxonomy places the organism in Eukaryota, Viridiplantae, Streptophyta, Charophyceae, Charales, Characeae.
AGAAAGAAGGGAGAGAGAAGGUGUUCUGUUUGAGAGUGUGAGGAAGGGCAAGAGGAGUGUUCGUCCAAACGUAAGGAGAGAGUGGACCCCUCUUCUCCGGCAUGGCGAACAUCACAUCUGCCCAAUGGCAGGCCAUGUUGGACACAGCAGAUGAGAACAAGAAACCGUUCUUCCAAAAGCUUUAUGAUGAUGCCGUGCAGAGGGAAACGGAGGCAGAGGCAGCAGCCAGAGCCGCCAACGUUGCUGAUCAGGUGGCCCUCCUUCGGAUCCCGGAAGCCAAUGCUGACCGGUUCCAGGAGGGACUAGCUGCUGCCGUAGCAGCCUUGGUUCGACUGCGGACCUUGGAAGACCUUGAGUCCCGUGUGACAGCGCUAGAGCAACAAAACCAAGAGUUGCAGGCGGAAAUACUCAGCCUCAAACAGUCCCAACUGUCUGCCCCCCGCCCUCCUUACCAUCGACCUGCUGCAGUCCCAGUCUCUCAAUCUAACACAGUCCUCAUGGCAAGAGCAGGUGGAACUGUGACGAGCGCAGGAACCGGUACCAGCUCCUCGAGUGGCAGCGCCGGCAGUUCUGCACUAGUCAUAGUCCCAAAUGCAGGGACAUCAGCCCAAAACGCCACAGUCCUUACUGGCGUUCAAUACAACGGUCCCGUAGUGGACAAGCGGGCGGCCACCUUGCCGUCCAAGUACGACGGGAAAACGGAUAUCACCUCUUGGAUUAGUUCCAUGCGUUCAUACUUCGAGGUCAUGCGGACACCACAAGAAGACCGAAGCAUGAUCAUGGGCACUAAUACUGAGCCCGCCGUACGGAAUCACAUUGAGCUCCAAGCUGUUGCUGCAGUUUAUGAAAGAAUUGACCUGACAGAGUGGUCGAAGACUUCAAGGAAACAGGCAAAGGGCGUAGAGGAGUCGUCAGCACUCCCUACAACAAGGGAAGCUGGAACGUCAGUUGCAGGCCCCUCCGAUGAGCCUGAAUCUGAUCAACAGCCUACUCUUGGAGCCAGGAACGACGUUGAAUCCAAGGCUGUUGCAGUUCAUGUGCUAUACUCGGAGCCUUGGGAGGAGUCUAAGGAAGUUGACUUCCACGCUCACAUGGAACAUUGGCUGCAGCUCAAGCAGCAACGCCGUGUUGAAGGGAGUGUGGAGCUAACCUUCUUUAAACUGCUCAUUAACCGCCGAUACAUCCGCGUGCUGAUUGAUAGUGGUUCAACCACUAAUUUAUUUUCUCCUAACGGGAUUCGUAAGGCGGGCCUGGGAAUGAAGCAAGUGGAACCGCAGAACCCUUGUCAGACCCAGCUGGGCAACCAAGAGGUUGUCACCUCUACACAUGCUGUCAAAGGUGUGCGCGUCACCUUUGACAAGGACCGCACUGUCACACAUGAGCUCAACUUUUAUGUCAUGGACAAGUAUCCGUUCGACGCGGUCAUUGGCUUGGGCUGGUUAAAGGCUCAUUGCCUAAGGACCACGUGGGCGGACAAUCAAUUCGUGGUGCUUGAUGCCAAGGGGAACGAGCGUACCGUCUUAUUGGACGAGACGCGCGAGUCCCCUGUGACUCUUCUAAGUGCAAACGAAUUCUGCAAAUCAGUGCGCAGGCGCAAGGAAGCUGAGCAUGUACAUAUAGCUCUUGUAAAGCCUCUCCAUGUGCCUUCCACUUUUGCUGCAUUUUCUACCUCGGUAAGUAACUCUACUUCUACCAGCUCUUUUUCUAUUCCAUCCACUUCUGCUGUGAAUAAUCCCUCUACUUCUGGGCCAAGUACUUCAAAUCCGGUUGUGAUUGUUGUAAAUUCUCGUUCCGAUUUUCUUUCUCCUGAUGAGGAUGAUCCUCCACCAAAAGUCCCAACAAACAUUCGUCGUUUAUUAGAUCGAUUCCCUGGAGUUCUGUCAGAACCUCAUGGAGUUCUCGAGCGUCCGGACAAACACAAAAUCGAAAUAAUAGAAGGGAGUGUUCCUCCAAAGGGUUGCGUCUACCGUAUGGGACAAGGCGAGUUGGAGGAGUUGAGGAGGCAGAUUGAUGAUAUGAUCGACCGUGGAUUGAUUAGGCCUAGUGAGUCUGAGUUCGGUGCACCUGUCCUGUUUGUGCCGAAGAAAGGAGGCGAACUCCGGAUGUGCAUUGACUAUCGUGGCCUAAACCGUAUCACCCGCAAGAACGCAUACCCCUUGCCUCGUAUAGAUGAUCUGCUGGAUGCUGCAGGUGGGUGCAAGGUUUUCUCUAAGAUCGACCUCGAGUCUGGCUACCACCAGAUUGAAGUUGAUCCGAGUGACCAGCACAAAACUGCAUGCAAAACACGCGAUGGGCUGUACGAAUUCAUCGUUAUGCUUUUCGGUCUUACGAAUGCACCGGCCACAUUUCAGUGCCUCAUGGACAAGGUACAUCGCCAUCAACUCAACAGGUUUGUGGUUGUGUACCUUGACGAUAUCUUGAUCUUCAGCAAGUCCAUGGAAGAGCACGUCAAGCACCUUGAGGAGGUCUUGCAAGUCCUCAAGGAGGCGCAUCUGCACCUCAACUUAGAGAAAUCUGAGUUUGGAAGGGACAGCGUCAUCUAUCUUGGGCACCGGUUGUCUGCAAACGGCCUUGAGCCUGAGGCAACCAAGGGUGAGGUCAUCCGAAAGUGGCCUCAACUGGCGAACGUGAGCGAACUGCGUUCUUUUCUUGGUUUGGCCUCAUAUUACCGGAAGUUUGUGCCCAAAUUUUAUGUCAUUGCUCACCCACUCUCGAGACUAACCAGUAAGAAUGUUGCCUAUGCGUGGUGUGAGAAGUGCGAGACUGCGUUCCAAGCCUUGAAAGAGGCAUUGGUGAGUCGUUUUGUGCUCAGCAUUGCGGAUCCCAACCUCACGUUCGUAGUCACUACGGACGCGAGCCAGUUUGGGAUUGGUGCAGUGCUGCAACAAGAUGAUGGUGAUGGCCUACAUCCGCUCGAGUAUUACAGCAAACGCAUGCCCAGCCACAAGGUAGCUACUUCCACAUAUAUGCGUGAGCUCUACGCCCUGCGCAAGGCACUCGCACAUUGUAAGCACUACCUCUUGGGUCGUCACUUCAAGGUCUACUCAGAUCAUAAGACCUUGCAGUGGAUUUAGACACAAACUGAUCUCUCUCCUACAUUGACCCGCUGGUUGCAUGACAUUGAUGUCUAUAGCUUUGGUUGCAUGACAUUGAUGUCCAUAGCUUUGAGUUGAAACACAAGAAAGGCUGUUAUAACCGGGUUGCUGAUGCAUUGUCCCGCCAUCCUGAAUUCUUGACUUGCCUUGUGGGUUCGUAUGACCUCCGAAGGAAACUGAAGGAGGAUCUGGUCGAACACACCGCCAAGGAUCCGGACCUUAGUCCCAUCCUUGAGCAGCUCAAGGCUGACCCUAAUAGUCAGCCUGAUUUUCAUGAAUGCGAGGGUCUUGUGUUCCGCCGGUAUGGGAAAUUUGAUCGU